Messenger RNA from Mercenaria mercenaria, 1022 nucleotides. RefSeq names its product fucolectin-1-like. The record is from RefSeq and is a predicted model, not a curated record. The transcript is spliced from 4 exons. Bases 151 to 636 code for a protein of 161 amino acids. NCBI's taxonomy places the organism in Eukaryota, Metazoa, Mollusca, Bivalvia, Venerida, Veneridae.
AGAUGCACAUGUUACAUUUUCUAUCAAUACAGAUAAAAUGCUACAUCUUUAGUUUACCGAUCUAUAGGAAACUGGUCGGGUUUUGGAAUUUACUCUUUCUUAGUGCCUUAUUACUACUUGUCAUCACUGCGAGAGCAGAGAGAAGAAACAAUGGUUGUAUCUGCAGUUUUGUCUAUUAUCAUCAUUGCUGGAGUUGCCACCGUAGUUACAGCCGAUACGAAUGUUGCUCUUGGGAAGCCUGCAAAACUGUACUACGCAUGUCCGCAUCCGAAUAUGACAGAUACUGGUUAUAAAGCUGUAGAUGGAAACACCAAUCAAACAAUGAUGGGUAAUUCCUGCUUUGAAACUGGCCCUAAUCUAAGUAACUGGUGGUACGUAAAUCUAGGAAAAAUCUACGAGAUUACAGAAGUAAAGCUCUACAACAGAAUUGACUGCUGUUCGGAGCGAGCCAAAAAUAUCUUUAUCAUGAUUGGUAAUUCUUUGGAAGAAUUGAAACCGGUGGAUUACUCCCCUGACCCAAUAGGUGCCAUUAAGUCCUUUUUUAUGUUUCCGAAUACGAAAGGAAAAUAUGUUAAACUUCAACAUGAAGCUAAUACUGUCUUCCAUUUAUGUGAAGUGAAGGUGUUUGCAAAAUAAUUGUGCAUUAUAAUUUUAAAAAUUACCGCUGUACUUCUUGUACUUAGAGGGAUCGAAAAUACUCCGACAAAAGAUAUUUAACGUCGCAAAUAUAUAAGAGAAUUUUAAUUUCCUCUUUUAUCGGCAAACUGUCGGUAACAUGAAAAACCUAUAUAGUGCCAAGUAACGUAAACUCCUGGUGAAGUUUGGUUUGUUUUAACAACGCAUGAAUUAUCGGUGAUUGUCAGGGUACUAAUUAAGUUAGCUAACAAGAUUAAUGUGAUCUACCCGGGACCUGGAACAGAUUCUCCAAAACAAAGACACAAUGUGUUUAUUACAUUGUUAUAAUAAUAAUGAUAAUACUUUCCGUUUUAAGUUUUUAUCAGGGAAAAACUUUUUCGCAGAAA